AUGCUGUCGCCAUCUGAUCUACAGAACAGUGAAAACGCUGUCAAAACCUCACGCAUGGCCAUGUCGUCCAUGACUCUUCCCCCAGAGCCAGUCAAUGUUACCGGGCGGCAGCGCGAUCUGCUCCCUACCAUGGUUGAUCAACUGGCUUGCGACAGUCCGGACGUCGUUUAUGGGCUAUGGCCAAUAAUGCCUACAUCGUAUGAGGCCGGCUUCCGUGCCGUGACCUACCGGCAACUAGCCAACGUUGUGAACGGCUUGGCAUGGUGGCUUGUGGAGAAUCUCGGGCCCGGACAAGCCGGCGAGGCGUUGGCUUAUGUCGGCCCCAAUGAUGUUCGGCUCUCUGCGCUGUUAUUAGCGGCCGUCAAGGCUGGGUAUACGCUUUUCCUGGCCUCACCACGCAACAGUCCCGCUGCCCAUCAGGCAUUGUUUGAUUCGCUCAAAUGUAAAACUCUGGUAACACCAGAGCCAAUACCGUCGCCGGCACUCGCAAUCAUUGAGGCCGUUAGGCCACGCCAUCUGAAAGCUCCUGGUAUUGAAGAACUGCUUGGAUCAUCGUAUCUUCCAUUUCAAUAUGCAAAGACGUUGGAUGAGGGCCUACACGACCCUGUCAUGAUCAUACAUACAUCUGGAUCGACAGGCUUACCAAAACCGUUGAUCUGGACCCACGAGACAGUACUGAGACAUCAGAAUGCCUCUGGAAGCCGAGCCGUGGAGGGGAUUCCCUCACUAGAGAAGCUUUACCUUGGCAAGCGGGUGAUGGUAACAGUGCCACCGUUUCAUGGCGCCGGUCUUGGCCAAUUCCUUCUGUAUGCCAUCCCAUUCGGUAACACGGUCAUCGCUCCAGCGGCUACAGCGAUCGUCACCGCACAGGGCCUUGUGGAUGCUCUCCAACGAAUACCGGCCGAUUUGGCUUUAUUGGUGCCGUCAGUGGUGGUUGAGUUGGCUCAGAACCCUCACCUUCUUGAUUAUUGCGCUAAGCAUCUUGAACUCAUCGUCUAUAUUGGAGGCGACCUGCCGCAAGCUAUAGGAGACGUUGUCGCAGCCAAGAUGCCGCUGCGGUGCCAGUGGGGGGCGUCGGAGGUUGGAAUGCCUCAGCAAUUGAUACCUACAGAGCUGGAUCCUCGAACUGACUGGCGCUACAUUCGCUUCCAUCCUUGUACAGGUGCUACAUUUGAGGAGGUUGCAGAUGGCACUUAUGAGCUGGUAAUCCGGCGUGAUCGGGCGCUUACUGGUACGCAAACAACGUUUACUAUUCGAGGCAAAGAACACCUAGAUUCUUAUCGCACUCAGGAUCUGUUUGCUCCACAUCCGACCGUGCCGGAUACGUGGUCAUGGAAGGCCCGGGCCGAUGAUAUCAUUGUCUUCCUGAACGGAGAGAAGACGAAUCCUGUCUCCAUGGAGCAGCACAUUGUGUCCAACAACCCCGAACUCGGAGGUGUCAUUGUCAUUGGAGCCCAGCGGUUCCAAGCUGCACUUCUCAUUGAACCUGUUGAUAGCAACUUGACCACGGCCGAACAGGCCUCUUUGAUCGAGCGCGUAUGGCCCAGCGUAGAGGAGGCUAACCGAGUUGCUCCCGCGCAUGCGCGAGUUGAGAAGUCGUUGAUCUUCGUCACAAGCCCGGAACGACCUCUGAUUCGUGCUGGCAAAGGGACACUGCAAAGAGCUGCCAGUCUUGCCUUAUAUAAAGCCGAGAUUGACAAGGUAUAUCUGGAGACGGAAGAUGUUCAGGUAGAGCUGGGAGAUAGUAUAACAUUUGAAGCACUUGACAAUGCUGAGGUUGUCGCGCAGCAUAUUAGGGAGUGUGUCACUGUCGUUACGCACUGGCCUUCCCCUGACGAUUCCGCCAACUUCUUUGAGCGGGGGAUGGAUUCGCUACAGGCACUACAAAUAACUCGAACCUUACGGCGAGGAUUCGGUCGACCCGACCUUGGGUUAUCCACAGUCUACCAGAACCCUACAGUAUCUCAACUAGCGACAGCCAUCCUUUCGACUCAUUCUGACGUUCAGACCGACCGGGACAUUAUGGAGCCACUACUGGCUACGUAUACUAACCUAAUUCAUCAACUCCCAGUGCUAAAGAACGAUGUACCCAAGAGACAGUCCGCGGAUGUCCUCCUAACAGGCUCCACUGGUGCCCUUGGUACUUUUAUUCUAAAGGCGUUGCUCGAACGCAAGGGCAUUGGGCAUAUCUACUGCUUAAAUCGUGGUUCAGAUGGGGGAAUUUCGGCUCAAGUCGACAGGUUCACUGCCCAUAAGCUUGCGACAAGUGAUUUUCAGGAUCGUGUCACUUUUCUUCAAACAGACCUGGCGCACCCUAAACUUGCGCUCGACGAGAACAUGUAUGACAGGCUGCGCACUCGAGUUGGGUUCAUAAUCCAUAACGCCUGGCCCGUCAACUUCAAUCUCAACCUUGCAGCAUUCCGACCGCAACUGGCCGGUGUGGUAAACAUUUUCUCCCUCGCGGCGGCCGCGACCCAUUCAACAAGAGUCCUAUUCAUAUCCACGGUUGGUACUAUGGCUGGACGGCCAGGUGAUGUCGGGCCUGCGCCAGAAACCAUCUUAACGUCUUUCGAUACGCCGCAUGCCAGUGGCUAUACCCGAAGCAAAUACCUGUCAGAGCUCCUCUGCGAUGCCGCGAGCAAUCAAUUGAGAAUCCCUACCAGCAUUGUUCGCGUAGGCCAGGUGGCUGGCUCAGUGAAGUAUCCUGGUAUUUGGAACCCCAAAGAGUGGUUCCCGAGCCUUGUCAUUAGCUCUGUGCACCUCGGCUGCUUACCGGAGAAUUUGGGGACUUUCUCUAACAUCGACUGGGUGCCAUCGGACAUGCUGUCUGAUGUACUGGUGGACCUAGCAGUGCGACCUGCAGAGAACCUGGCGGAGAUUGUUGGCACUAAAGUGUUCAACCUGCGCAAUCCGUAUGUCUUAGCCUGGGAUAAGCUUAUCCCAACCGUACAGGAUGUCAUCCAGACACAUCUAGAAAGCAAGCUCGACGUUGUGGCACCCUCGUUAUGGCUGGACCGACUGCAGAAGGCUUCUGAGAAAGACAGUCAAGAUCCUGCCGUCUCUGUAACUGUCAAUCCAGCUAUCAGACUCUUAAGCUUCUACAGAGACGGUUUGUGGGCUGACAGAGUGGAGAUGAAGCCAAUGUCUGUGGAACAUACCUUGGCUGCGAGCUCAACGCUUCGUAGUCUGACAGCCGUGCAGCCUGACUGGAUUCGCAAAUGGAUUCAAGAGUGGCUUUUGGGUCUAUAG
Neoarthrinium moseri is the source of this 3249-nucleotide messenger RNA. RefSeq lists its product as uncharacterized. The coding region runs from base 1 to 3249 and encodes 1082 amino acids. Gene Ontology annotation, molecular function: phosphopantetheine binding. The record is from RefSeq and is a predicted model, not a curated record. The transcript has 4 exons. NCBI's taxonomy places the organism in Eukaryota, Fungi, Ascomycota, Sordariomycetes, Amphisphaeriales, Apiosporaceae.